AUGUCUACCGAUUUCAAGGGCAAGUUGGCCAUCAUUACUGGCGCCUCGAAGCUGAACGGUAUUGGCUAUGCAACGGCACAUAUUUUAGCAAGGGGUGGCGCCGACCUUGUUCUUACCUACAACACCAACAAGGUAGCCAUGCAGGGAGUCGUAGACAAGAUCCAAGCCCUGGGUGUCAAGGUCAUCGCUGUUCAAGCCAACGCAGGCUCUCCAACUUUCGGAAAGGACUUGAUCGAUGCCACUACUAAAUCAUUUCCUGGCCGCAAGAUCGACAUCAUUGUCAACAAUGCCGGUCAUGCCACUUUUCAGGAGUCGCCUCAAGUUGUGCCGGUUGAAGAGUUCGAUGCGCUGUUUCAUCCUAAUGUCAGGGGUCCCCAACUUCUCAUCACAGCAGCCCUUCCUCAUCUCAGUUCUCCAGGAGGACGUAUCAUCAAUAUUGGAAGUCUCGUGGCCAAAACUGGAUCGAAAUACUGCUCACUCUACUCUAGUACCAAAGCUGCCCUCAACACACUGAGUCUUGCGUGGGCUGAAGAGCUUGGUGGGCUAGGCAUUACAGUGAAUGUGGUUGCGGCGGGGCCGAUUGACACUGACUACGCGCCACCGGAGGAAGCACCUUUGACUCAGAAGUUCAGAGUCCAGCAGUAUAUCAAACGAAAUGGAAGUGCUGAGGAAGUUGCAAAUGUUAUCGCAUUUGCGGCAAGCCCGGCUGCCAGCUACUUGACUGGACAGGUUCUGGGCGUAGAUGGCGGCCUGGUCCACCCAUAA
Messenger RNA from Phaeoacremonium minimum UCRPA7, 765 nucleotides. Its product is annotated as putative short-chain dehydrogenase reductase sdr protein. Gene Ontology annotation, molecular function: oxidoreductase activity. The transcript is spliced from 2 exons. NCBI's taxonomy places the organism in Eukaryota, Fungi, Ascomycota, Sordariomycetes, Togniniales, Togniniaceae. The record is from RefSeq and is a predicted model, not a curated record. The coding region runs from base 1 to 765 and encodes 254 amino acids.